Molecule: messenger RNA, 628 nt
Organism: Phacochoerus africanus (Common warthog)
Lineage: Eukaryota; Metazoa; Chordata; Mammalia; Artiodactyla; Suidae
Gene: POLR2J
Product: RNA polymerase II subunit J
Exons: 4
Coding region: 94-447 (117 amino acids)
Biological process (GO): transcription by RNA polymerase II
Cellular component (GO): RNA polymerase II, core complex
Molecular function (GO): protein dimerization activity; DNA binding
Source: RefSeq, a predicted model, not a curated record
GAAGUGGUCGGGCUCUAGGUUUCGGGAGGCGGCGGCGGCGGUGGUGGUGGUGGCGGCGAUAGCUGACCCUUUGGAGGUGGCCGCGGUGCUAGGAUGAACGCCCCUCCUGCCUUCGAGUCGUUCUUACUCUUCGAGGGCGAGAAGAAGAUCACCAUCAACAAGGACACCAAGGUGCCCAAUGCCUGUUUGUUCACCAUCAACAAGGAAGACCACACGCUGGGAAAUAUCAUUAAAUCGCAGCUGCUGAAGGACCCCCAGGUGCUCUUCGCUGGCUACAAAGUCCCGCACCCCUUGGAGCACAAGAUCAUCAUCCGCGUGCAGACCACGCCGGACUACAGCCCACAGGAGGCCUUCACCAACGCCAUCACGGACCUCAUCAGCGAGCUCUCCCUGCUGGAAGAGCGCUUCCGGGUGGCCAUCAAAGACAAGCAAGAAGGCAUCGAGUGAGGGGCCGGAAGGAGUCCUGCUCGGCCACCUGCUGCCCCGCCCCGGGCCCUGCAGGCAGCGCGUGGAGAGCGCACGUCCUCCAGCCAUGGGCCUCCUGUAGAUGCCAGUGACCCCUCGCCCCUGGCGCACCUGUGUCCUGUACAUAGACGGUUUUAUUUUCCUAAUAAAUGUGGAAGGAAGA